Cyphomyrmex costatus is the source of this 839-nucleotide messenger RNA. RefSeq names its product mitochondrial ribosomal protein L21 (gene mRpL21). The transcript has 5 exons. The record is from RefSeq and is a predicted model, not a curated record. Gene Ontology annotation, cellular component: mitochondrial large ribosomal subunit; ribosome. Bases 151 to 798 code for a protein of 215 amino acids. Gene Ontology annotation, molecular function: structural constituent of ribosome; RNA binding. Gene Ontology annotation, biological process: translation. NCBI's taxonomy places the organism in Eukaryota, Metazoa, Arthropoda, Insecta, Hymenoptera, Formicidae.
GAUUAUUUUUAUAUAUUAGACAACUUUUUGUCAGGAACAAGUUAUAUUCUGCAAAAAAUUGCUUGCUAAUAUUUUAUUCGUAUAAACGCAUUUUGCAUUCACCGGCAGUUCUUCAUCGCCGCAAUCGCUGUUUGCUCCGUGUUGCUUGCGAUGGCGACGUUACUCGGUUUUUCAAGAUUACUUAAUUAUGCAGCGAAUAAUUGUUUGAGAAGAAUGGCACCGACCGUAAUUUGCAAACAAUAUUAUCCUGCAUUAAGAUUGUCGGAAAUACCAAUAGCAGAAUAUCGAACGGCUAAACUACCAUGGAUGAGACAAAUCCCAGAUUAUCAAACGGAAAUACAGGAAUGGAAUGAAGAGAGGGAGAAAAUAUGCACUGAUGUGACAAAUGAAAUCAACAAUCAGAUUGCAAUGGAUAAUACUGGUCGUAUGUUCGCAAUUGUUCAAGUAUGUGGGAAACAGUUUAAGGUAACGGAACACGAUAUUAUAAUUAUUGAGGGAUUUUGGCCACCGAAUAUAGGCGAUCGACUGAAACUGGAGAAAGUGUUGCUGGUCGGCAGUAAAGACUUCACCCUUAUAGGCAGACCAAUUUUAAAUAGAGAAUUGGUUUCGAUCGAUGCAACAGUUAUAGAAAAAACUCUAUCUCAUACAAAAACUCGCUUUAGGUUCCGACCGAGGAAACAGUAUCGCCGUAUAAAUUUCUACAGAAUACAACACACAAUGUUACGGAUUAAUUCCAUAAGUAUAAACGGAAACAUCAACGAGAAGAAAGAAGUUGAGGGAUUAGACAGAGUUUAUUAACAGUAUGACACAUGAUAUGGUGAAUUCUGAUCAUCAUUUUC